This is a messenger RNA of Vicia faba (fava bean), 1287 nucleotides long. The record is from the annotation of a GenBank genome assembly. NCBI's taxonomy places the organism in Eukaryota, Viridiplantae, Streptophyta, Magnoliopsida, Fabales, Fabaceae.
AUGUUGCAGGAUGUUUUUGAUCCGCCACUCCCAUCAAAUUCAAAUCCAGAUCCACAACAACAUCAACAACAACAGCAACUCUCCGUUGAUGAAAUUUCAAGCCCUCUUAGCGCGGCGCAAAUUUUCGAGCUAUGUAACCCUGAGUUAUUUCCAGAAACUUUGCAGAAUUCUGAGGUUACAUCAAGCUCAAAUUGUUGCUAUGAAGAGAAUUCUUCAUAUGCAACAAAUAUAUUAGAUGUAGAAACUAAGUUCAAUAAUAGCAAUAGCAAUAACACAGUAGUCGUCACAACUCCAACUAGAACCAACAACAUCAACAACAAUAAUAACAAUAACAAUAAUCUAUCUGUUAUCUUUGAUUCACAAGAAGAAAUCGACAAUGACAUAUCUGCCUCCAUAGAUUUCUCACUAUCGCCAUCUUUCAAUGUUCAUUCAUUCCUUCCAGUAACAUCAUCACAGCAAGUAGAACAAUUUGAUUUCAAUUCGCAUGUUCAACAGCUAACAGCAUGUUCGUCUGUCGAAGGCUUUUCACAGUAUCAUAAUCCAAAUGAUUCAGUUGCACCUCUUAUGGGAGCUCCAUUAUCAUUGCCACCUGUUUUUGAAGAGGAUUGCAUAACUUCUGUACCUUCUUAUGUUCCUUUGAAUCCUUCAUCUCCUUCUUGCAAUUAUCUUAGUCCUGCUGGAAUGGCCGGGUACAUGCCUAAUGGCCCUCUUACCACUGCUUUGUCUGCUGAUAGUUCUGCUUUGUUUGGUGGAAACAUUCUUCUUGGUCCUGAACUUCAGACACAAGAACUUGAUUAUCAAGGAGACAGUGGUAGAAUUUUUUGCGCUGAUCCUAUUCAGAGGGUGUUUAACCCUCCCGAUCUUCAGGCACUUAAUACGGAGAAUCAACAACUAGUAGCUGGUUCUGGAAGUUCUGCCAGUUUAACACCAGAAAUCUCAAACUUGGAAGACUCUACAUUCAAGGUUGGAAAGCUUUCUGUUGAAGAAAGGAAAGAAAAGAUUCACAGAUACAUGAAGAAAAGAAAUGAAAGAAACUUCAGCAAGAAGAUUAAGUAUGCAUGUCGCAAAACACUGGCUGAUAGCAGGCCUCGAGUUCGAGGAAGAUUCGCAAAGAAUGAUGAUUUUGGAGAGGCACAAAGAACUGCUAGUGGAAAUCAUGAAGAAGAAGAUGAAGAAGAGGUAGUUGUGAAAGAGGAAGAUGAUAUGGUUGAUUCUUCAGAUAUAUUUGCUCAUAUCAGUGGAGUGAACUCAUUCAAAUGCAACUAUUCUAUUCAAUCAUGGAUUUAA